AUGGAGCUGCUGUUUUCGGCCCAACCAAACUAUGUUAGUGACGUGAUCAAGUCAUCGCGUUGUAGUGCAAGGUCGCGGGGCUUGUGGACCAUCCAAGCAACCUCUCUGAUAGGUGAGGGAUGCUCCCUCCCCAUCACGCUUAUGUCUUGGUUCAGGUGCACUAAACAAAAUCACUGCAUAGGUCCACAAACCAGAUGUGAACCACUUCGGCUCUACUCCACUCCCGGGAUGAUGUCUUAUCUUAGAGAACUUAUCAUGCGAGCGGAAGACCAAUCCGCAACUCGUAACCGUCCAGCGCUUUGGGGACCCCGGGACUUGGGCCUACGCAAGGGCCGUGCUCCUAUCCUCUCAGGAGAGGCGCGAGAAUAUUGCUUUUUCUCACUCUCCGUAAACAGAGGAUACACGAAUAUUGACGCGACCGAGCGAAAAGGUUCAUGCAUACUCAACAUGCCAUUAUCGACUGACCCAAAAUUGGCCAGAGUGAACCGAAACUCGUAUACCCAUGAUGAAAUCCAGCUUCAUGGACUAGCACCACGCAGACGAGGUCAGAAAGCCAACCCAGCCCGCUCACUCAUUACCGAGUGUGGCUCACAGAAUCCCCUCCAGGUAGACGUUUCCGUCGACACGAUAUCAACGAUCCGCAAUGAAUCACUAGAUGCAGGGCUGUCAGCAAAAGGCAACACUAAGACGGAUGACGCUUCUUCUUCAGAUGACAAUAUCCAUAUGUCUUUUGAUGUCAUUGUUGGGUCGCGCUGGAAGGAAGCAAUCCAGGCCAAUGAUAUUCAAGCGGCGAAAAUUCUGAUCGAGGAAGGGCAGCUGGAAGCCCGUUUUGAUCAUUUGUUUGAGGGAGAUGAGGAUGUCACAACGGGGCUGACCCCUCUCCUGCUUUCGACCUUUAUACCAUGCACUGAAAUUGUCAAGGCUGCUCCCUAGGUGCGCUUCUAGAGACGGAGCCCCUGCUAGACACAUACACUAUCUGGCAAAAGACUAGGAUUCUAAGCCACUAGUCUCAGAUGCGCAUCCCUUAUAAGCUUGACCCCUCUAGAGGCUGUCACAGAAAUUGCCGAAUUUUUACUUGACAAGGGGGCUGACAUUUCUGUAAAAACAACAAGUGCUGGUCAACCGCCAUUCAUUUUGCCAGUACGACAGGGGACGAACAUCUUGUGGAUCUUCUGUCGAAGAAGGGUGCUUCGCUUGAGGCCAGAA
Aspergillus sclerotioniger CBS 115572 is the source of this 1206-nucleotide messenger RNA. RefSeq lists its product as uncharacterized. The record is from RefSeq and is a predicted model, not a curated record. The transcript has 4 exons. NCBI's taxonomy places the organism in Eukaryota, Fungi, Ascomycota, Eurotiomycetes, Eurotiales, Aspergillaceae. Bases 1 to 933 code for a protein of 310 amino acids.